This is a messenger RNA of Ahaetulla prasina, 5614 nucleotides long. It is a transcript of the gene ZC3H6, whose product is annotated as zinc finger CCCH-type containing 6. Bases 1988 to 4807 code for a protein of 939 amino acids. Gene Ontology annotation, biological process: negative regulation of DNA-templated transcription. Lineage: Eukaryota; Metazoa; Chordata; Lepidosauria; Squamata; Colubridae. Gene Ontology annotation, cellular component: nucleus. The transcript is spliced from 10 exons. Gene Ontology annotation, molecular function: RNA binding; metal ion binding. The record is from RefSeq and is a predicted model, not a curated record.
UACAACCCUUAUUGGAUAAGCAUGUAGCAUAAAGUAUUUUAUUUCAUUUAAAUAUGAUCAAAAUUAAGUAAUUAACACUGUUCUCCAGUCGCUUAAUAAUCUGUCAUCUCAAAUUAAAAUUUGGUAAAACUUUUAGAGGACUGGGUGCUGCAUAGAGUCAGAAGUCAAGCUAUGUACCUGCAAUAUAAAAAUGGAUUAAGUACUAAAAGGUAAAGUAUACUAAACUCAACUUUAGCUCCUGAUGACAGGAUGGACACAAAGAUAUUUAUUUUAUUUUUAUUUGUUUAUUUUCAUCAAGCAUGUAUUUUAUGACAGAUACAAGGGUAACAGAGGUGGGUUUCAGCAGGUUCUGACCAGUUCGAGAACCGGUAGCGGAAAUUUUGAGUAGUUUGGAGAACCGGUAGUAAAAAUUCUGACUGGCCCCACCCCCAUCCAUUCUCUGCCCCCCCAAGUCCCAGCUGAUCCGGAGGGAAUGGAGAUUUUACAGUAUCCUUCCCCUGCCACGCCCACCAAGCUACACCCACAGAACUGGUAGUAAAAUUUUUUGAAAUCCACUACUGAAGUGUAAACAUAAUUAUAAAUACAUGUAAAGGGUACGAAUAAAAGAAAACAUUAGGACAGUAGGCACACUGGUGCGUUUAUGCAUGCUUAUUUGACAGUAAUAAAUAAAUAAUUGCUUAUUUGACAGUAAAGCCGAGACCAAGAGAGAAUGCUAUAAAAAGCAAGAGAGCUUCCCCUUCGCUUCUUCGAGUAUUUUUAAAAAAAAACUUAUUUCUCAGUCCAAGCUACAACUGAGAUUUCCUAACGGUCUUCCAUCCAAAAAGUAACCAGGCUUCACGCUGAUAGUUCUGCCCUCGCCUUUUCCGAACACCUGAGCGAAUUCAUUUCCCCUUUUGUUUUCAAUGCGGUCCUACCAUUACUGAGCGUGAGUAGGGACUGACAAUAAGUUAUCCGUUUCCCUGUUUUUCUUGUACGAGUAGGUGCCUUCUCGUCCUGCUCUCAAGCCAAGGCGCAGCAAAGAGAAGCCCAAGAGGCGAACCUUUCCACGCGGCCGUACAGCGCUCAAUCUCCUCCGAGAGCGAUUGCGCCAUCGCCAUGUGGGGGCGCGCGUUUUUCGCUUUCCCUUUUUUUUUUCCCCCCUAGCGCGCCCAACGGGCAUCUUGUCCUCGGCGGCGUGAGCCAAUGGCAGGCGGGGAAGCCUUUCCUAUACCCGAUGACGACAACGAGGCACAGAAGAGCGCGCAACCAAACCCCGCAUCGGUCACGGCGACCCGAAAGCUGCCAGGGAGAAGCUGGCCGUUUUUUUUUUGUUUUUUUUUUGCCUUCCUAGCCUUGCUCGGCGCUUUGUGAGCGACGCCAACCGCCGCCAUUUUGUGAGCGUGUCCAGCCUCCGCCCCCACCCCCAUCCAUUCCGCGCGCGCCAUUGGUCCCCCAUUUUUCCCGUCUUUCUCUCUCUCUUGUUAGUGAGCGAGCGGGCGGGCGGGCGCCAUGUUUGUAAGGAAGACAUAAUCAGAGCAGCUCAUCUCUCCGGCCAACGUGUCCCGUCUUCCUCCCUUCCGCUCUGCCUGUUUCUUCCUGCUGCCUCCUUCCUCCGUAUGGUCUGUGUGUACCGAACUCCUCCUCAUAAGCUGCAUUUAACUCCCAUCUCUUUUUUCUCCCCGUGAGAUGCAGGACAGCCCCCCCUCAGGCGGCCGUUAAAAAAAUGCCCCUCCGUGUAGCGUAUGUUUGUGUUCCCCCCAAUUCAGUAAAUCCGUGAGGGAAGUCUCGUUCGCCGCUGCACGGGGGGACGGGACACCUCGCGUCGUCCAGCCUUGUAGACGCAGCGCCGCCGCUCCCUCGUUUGAGUGUGUGUGUGUGUGUUUUUUUUGUGUGUGCGCACGAGUGCGCGCCGCCUCCACCUCCUCUCCCUGCGCCCUACGACUGGCAGCAGCGUCCUGCCUUCCUCCCCCCUUCCUCCUCCUCCCUGCACACAGGCACAGCCAGCACAAUGGCCUUUGAAAGCCUAUUCUCCAAGCCCCCAAACCCAGUUCUUGACCAAAACAUGCCCGACUCUGACAGGCAACAUGCAGGGGACGAAAGAGAGGAUGGUGAACUUGAAGAUGGUGAAAUAGAUGAUGCUGGACUUGAAGAAGAUAAGGAAGAAAAAGGCACAAAAGUUGAAGAUAAACCUAAAAAUGAAAAAUCUCAUAGAAAAUCACGAAAGAAGCGCAAAAAAGAAAAAGAGAAGAAAAAAUCAAAAAGGAGAAGGCGAGAUAAACACAAGCAUAAUUCACCUUCUAGUGAUGAUAGUUCCGACUAUAGCAUUGACUCUGAUGCUGAACGUACAGAAAGAUCUCAUAAGAAAGGAGCUGGUUUCUAUAGAGAUUAUGAGUCUUCAUUCCUUCAGCAUGGGCAUAUUUCAGGAAAAUAUAACCCUUCACCGAAGACACAACAUAAUAAAAAAUCAAAAAGCAAAGAUUAUGAUAAUUACAGUGAUGAUUUUGGCUACAAUGAAGAUGAAAAAGAAGAUUUUGCUGAGCAGUUAAAGCAAUAUAGACAAGCGAAAGAGACUAAUGAGUUAGAAGCUCCAAUUUCAAAAGAACCAGGGAAAAAGCAAGGGAUGAAAGGAAUUCACAAAGGUGCUACACAAACAAGCAAUAGUUAUGGUAUUGGCCGAGGGCGCAGCAUGCAAAAGAAACUGAAACGCAAAGAUCGUGGAAGAGGAAGAGGGGUAAAUAAAGGAUCUGAGGAAGAAAUGAAGCCAGUAAAGAAAUGGCCAACUAUGAGUCAAGCAUUCAUAAACCAGCAUACGGUGGAACACAAGGGAAAACAAAUUUGUAAAUAUUUCUUAGAAGCCCGAUGUAUUAAGGGAGACCAGUGUAAAUUUGAUCAUGAUGCAGAAAUAGAAAAGAAAAAAGAAAUCUGUAAAUUUUACAUUCAGGGUUAUUGUUCCAAAGGAGAAAACUGCAUUUACAUGCAUAAUGAAUUUCCUUGCAAGUUCUAUCAUACAGGAGCAAAAUGCUACCACGGUGACAAAUGUAAGUUUUCUCAUGAUCCUCUAACUAAAGAGACAAAAGAACUGCUUGAUAAGGUACUGAAUACUGAAGAUGAGCCUCAGAAUGAUGAUGAAAAAGAAGUGGAAGAACUUAGAAAACGUGGCAUAGUUCCUCUUCCUAAGCCACCUCCAGGGGUUGGACUCUUGCCCACCCCACCAGAGCCAUAUUCAUUUAUGGAGGAAGAUGCAGAAAACUUUCAGGAUCCCUCUGGCGAAUUCAAGAAAAUUACGUUUUUGUUUAUUUUUUAUUUAAUUAUCUCUUUUUUCCUUGUAGAUGAUAAUGUAAAUUGGUACUCUAGUAGUGAAGAAGAAGAAGGAAGCAGUGUUAAAUCCAUACUGAAGACUUUAAAAAAACAAAGUGAAACGUUUCGAAGUCAGCAGUCAGCAGAUCAGCAACUGCGUGUUAUGCCAGUUGACCCAAGACUUGCUAAGGAACGUGGUUCAGGAAACCAGGCUGUUGAUCCAAGACUCAGAUCAGCUUCAAGAUCAAACACUAGGAAAUCAUCAGAAUCAGGAGUCUUGGACCCAAGGCUUACACGAGAUCCAAGAACCUUAAAGGGUAAUGAAAGCAGUCAUGGAAGCUCCUCUACUAGUGGAGCAAAACUGGAUGUGCAUUAUCCACAGCCUGUUGUCAAAAUCACGCAAAAAGGAUUGGAUGACGAUGAUGAAGAUGCUGAAAGAGAGUUAAGAGACAGAGCUUUUCUCAUACCAUUGGAACCUCUUCCUGGAGUAACAUUACGAGAUCCAAGAUCUCAGCUUAGACAGUUCAGCCAUAUUAAAAUGGACAUUGUUCUAAGCAAACCCAAUUUUGCUAAGCAUAUUGUAUGGGCUCCUGAAGAUUUACUCCCAGUACCUUUGCCAAAACCAGAUCCAGUAUCUUCAAUCAAUUUACCCCUUCCUCCACUUAUAGCUGACCAGCGAUUUAAUCAAUUAAGGAAUAGCAAAAAUGAUUCUAUCCUAAGUACAGUUCCAUCUGAUCCACGACUAGCAGCAAAAUCAAAAAAUAAUAUAAAUUUAGCGAACAGGAGUGGAUCUUUGGAGCACUCUUCAGAUUUGCAUCCUGGUAAUACAAAUAAACUAGGAGAUCCUCGCUUACAAAAAUCCACUGAUCCCAGGCUGCAUAGACUAUCCAGUACAGACUCCUAUCAUGGAACGGUGAAGGAUCUUUUGCCUUCAAAAACUGAUCCUAGGUUGGCCAGAACCAGCACUAGUACAUCACAGUCCUCGGAAGCUGCAAUCUUCCAGUCUGACUCAGAUACAUUGCCUCCAUAUGCACCUAAGUUGUCAUCUGCAAGUUCCAAACUAGGCACUUCUAGUUCAAUAAUAAGUGGCAUUAGUUUGUAUGAUCCAAGAAAUCAUACUUCAUUGGAUUCUUCUCCAGUUAAUUCCGGAGAGAAUGGAGAAAACCAGAAAAAGGGUAUUUUGAAAAACACUGGUCAGAAUGAAGUAGCCACCUCAGAAGAACAGUUGCCUCAAAAAGCAUCCCUGCAUGUAGAAAAACAUGUGGAAGCAUUUGGGGAAAACAAUUCAGAGAAAGUAGCUAAUCUGAAUAAAUCUCAGGCUAAACACUCCAGUUCUGCGCCAGCGGUGCACAACCUUCCUAUCCAAGCUUUAUCAGGGUUAAUCAGACCACAAUAUAGUGAUCAGAGGCAAGUAAGGCAGCCUGGGCAGAUCACUCCAGCACUAGAGAAUGAUCCAAAUGGGGAAUCGGAUGACAAAUCGCUGAAAGAUGUUUUCAAGACUUUUGACCCAACUGCUUCACCUUUUUGUUAGCUAAUUGUUAAGAUUUUUUACCAUUGUGAAUAAUGCCGGUUUCCACAGUUUUGUAACUGGGUUUACCUCUAUGCUUUAUUUAUUUUUAAAUUAUAACCAGAAAUACUUUGGGGCUGCUAUUUUCAGAACCACAUGCAGUAAUACUAUAGUGUUUGCCAAUUUGGUAUUUUCUAUGUAAGUUUCCCAUUUCAGGGAUAUGAAUCAUUGAUCCGUUUAAAUAAAAGUAUAUAUCAUGUUAGGUCCGAGAGAAGCACUUUCAUUGUAAAUCAUCAUUAAGGGGUUCAAUUUAAAGACUUGUAUAUGUGUAAUGUGUCUUUUCAAAAUCAGCAUUUUAUGUUUGCCACUUUUGUAUGAUUGUACAGUUUUAAGCAAUAUAAUGUACAUUACUAUGAGAAACAUUAUUUAAGAUGAUAAUUAUCUAAUCUUCUUAAGCCCAAAUUGCUAAGCAUUUGACACAGGGCAACAUUUUUUACUCAUGAAACGGAUAUUCUUAGCCUAAAAAAUACUGUAUUACAUACUGAGGAGCAGAAUAAACUUUUUAAAGUAUUUUAUUCUAUGCUGUAUAUAUGCAAAGGACAUAACUAAAACAUUAUUGUUAAAAUAGAAAACACCUAGGUCUAUAAAAUGUAUUUACUUUUUCAUGUAUACCCUAUUCUCUAUUGUGUUAUGUCACAUUGUGGUGUUCAUGUAUUCAAUGUAUUUUUGUAUUCAGCUACUUAAUUUGUAUUGCUUUUUUGUAUUGAUGUAAUGACAGUAACAUGUAUUCAUGUGUCUGGCAUUUUUAACAAAUUAAAAGAGUGAAAUCUC